AUGAAAGGCAGAACUAUUGGUGAGCUCGGUGACUCCGUCUCGCGCCUGACGUCGGCAUUGGAGAAAGAGCUUACUUCGAGGGGCUUGGAAUCUCCUACAGUCGAUGAUGAGACUCCCGGGAGCCUGUCUGAGAUUGAUCCCCAGGCAGCGCGGGAGCUUAUUGAAACUGUUAGAGAACUCGAGGUCCUCGUCCAGGGUCCUAGGCAGACGCUUGGACUUAUGGGCCUGCAGGUCCAUGAUUCGUCUAGUCUUGGAGCUGUCGUACUCUUCGACAUCCCGAACCUGGUCCCUCCGGGCGGCUCAUCGACCUACGCCGAACUAUCAGCAAAGUCGGGGCUCGACGAAGAUAGACUGACACGGAUCCUGCGCUACGCAAUGACGAACUUCAUCUUCCGCGAAGGGCCCGCAGGACAUGUUCGGCACACCGUCCUCUCGGCGCAUCUCACACAGUCACCCAGCUUUUGCGAUUUCCUGCGGACCAUCGCCCUGGUGUUCAACCCUGCCAACACCUGCUUGUCCAUUGCGUUGCAGCGGUUCCCGAAUACGCAGUCGAUGACGCAGACUGGGCACAGCGUCGCUCGACAUACGGAGCAGACUUUCUAUGACUGGCUGGACAAUAAUCCGGAUCUGCGCGAUAGCUUCGAUAGGGGUAUGGAGGGGAUUAGCCGUGGGGGACAGCGGCUUCAGGAUACCGAUUUGCGGGCGUACCCGUGGAAAGACCUUCCACGGCAUUCGAUAGUCGUGGAUGUGGGAGGCUCAGGAGGGCACUUUGCCCGCGACUUGGCGCAACUGCAUCCAGAGUUCACUAUCAUUGUGCAGGACCUGCCUCGCGUCAUAGAGGUCGCGCUGAAGGAGCGCCGCGGGAAAGGGGUCACCAAUGUGUCCUAUCAAGCGCACAGCUUCUUCGACGAGCAGCCCGUGAGAGGGGCAGAUGUCUACUUCAUGCGACACAUCUUCCACAACCACCCCGACACCGAAUGCGUCGCCAUCCUGAACGCCUUGCUGCCAGCGCUGAAGCCGGGCGCCAGGGUGCUAGUCAGCGAGUACAUAGUCCCUUCGGCAGAGAACGUCGAUCGCGAUCUUGGUUCCAAGGCAAUGAGGCGAGUCUCCUCCCACUCCCGCUUCGCCGGUACUUGA
Anthostomella pinea is the source of this 1137-nucleotide messenger RNA. Lineage: Eukaryota; Fungi; Ascomycota; Sordariomycetes; Xylariales; Xylariaceae. The record is from the annotation of a GenBank genome assembly.